CUACAUGUUACAAGCUUCACGACCUACUAGUCACUAGUUUGGCACAAACAUGGAUCCACGGAAAUGCUAAGAAGCUAGCUAGACUGCUACAUUCUUAAUCUACAUUCUCAGAAGUAGAAUAUUCAUAGCGUACUACAAAAACAUUACAUUUAUGCUUUAACAUCCUGUCCAUGAUGUGUGCAGUCACUAUUUCACCAGCUCACCUGUAGAAGUAUGAAACUGCUUUUAGCCAGGACAGCACUGCUUCUCAACAUGGAGUCACGUGACAACACAACUGAGCAAACGUCGCCAUUUCCUCGAGUUUAACUGCAAGAUGAUUAGCGCCAUCUGCUGGCCAAAAUAAUUGCAUGUUUUUAAUUGCAUCUUUUGCAUUAAGAAAUAGCCGUGACCUAAAUAACGGGAACAAAAAGUAAAUAGAAAUACAGCAAUUAAUUUUUCUGCCACAUUUUCUGCAACACCUUUGUCUGUAAAUCUAUAGUUAUUUGUAGAGUACAGAGACUUAUAAAGUGCUGAUUGGUCUCACAAGGUAUCUGGCCAGUUCUGAGCAUAUGCUACGUAACCCAUAUCACUUUGUAUUAAAAAAUUAUUAACUGAAUUUCCGUAGCAUGCAAGGUACAUUUAGGUUCAUCCACAUGAGGUUUUGCAUUUGCCCUCAGAAUUAAAUAUGCCAAACUGAAUUUUUCAUUGUUGCUUGGGUGGUACCAUUAAGACUACACAUUUUGUAACUUUAGUAAGUACCUUUUAAAAAUAAUAAAGAAAAAAUAAUAAUUUAAGCUACAUAAUUGGACAUUUAAAGCUGUACUCUAAUAACUCAUUAAAGAUACACUACAUGCACCGUCACAGGGAAAAGAUGCAUACUCAGUAUCAAAACAAGUUCCACUGACUGUACCAUCCCAGCCACAAAGAAAUGUACAGCUUGGUACUUUUGUUUUUGACAAUGUAUAAGGGGAAAUGAAGUUUGGUGUUGGAACUGUUGCCUUAUUUAUAAUCUCUAAUAAUUUACACAUAAAAUAGCGUUAUGGAAUGGAAGGAUCAUACCUUUGCAGGUGUGUGUGUGUGUGUGUGUGUGUGUGUGAGAGAGAGAGAGAGAGAGAGAGAGAGACUUAUCGCUGUUCUUAACAGUGGUGCUGAAACAUCAGAGCUCAGAGUCCAUUCAUUUCCUUUUUACUCUCCUUUUAAUGGAUUAAACACUUACAUAUAUAUUUUAUUUAACUUUUUACAAGUGUAAUUUUUGAACACUUGAGCGUUGCGUCUUGGGUAAUAUGUUUAGUUUCCAUGCAUACUGCCAUUUGCCUCUGUGUAGUUAUUGGAAUUCUACGAAAUCGAGUUUAUUUUCCAAAAGAUUUACUAACUAUGCAGCUACGAUAGCCAUGGUAAAAUUUUAGAUUUUUUUCCUCUCACACUGUCUCUUUAAACAGCAGAGUGUUCUUGGGUUUGUUCUAUUGGUGUGCUGAAAGCCAAUAGGAAGGCUUUACAGUACAAAGAGAUCUACUCCCUCCCCCUUUCUAUUGUGUCAUUACUCUCAAAAGAAGAGCUUCAGCCGAGAGCUGGGAACGCGCACAGAUUUCUUCUGCUACUCGAUCAGUAGAAGAAUCAUUUUUACUACAUAUGCAAUGAGUCACAAGCGUAUUUAUCGCGCGUUAACGUGUAAGUAUUGGAAAUGGAGACACUGAGGAUAAAUAUGAGGAGAAAAUGGUGGAUUGCCGGGCUGCUCUAUGCGUUUGCUGUGUGGAAUAUUACCGAGGCACAGAUUCGCUACACAAUACCAGAGGAGCAAAACGAGGGCACUGUGGUUGGAAAUAUUGCCAAAGAUCUGGAUUUAAAAUUAUCUGAGGUGUUUGAACGGAAAUUGCGGAUUGCUGUCGAGUCUGGUAAGCAGUAUUUUGGUGUGGAUCUAACAAAGGGUGAACUGGUCGUGCAGGAGAGAAUUGACAGGGAGAAUUUAUGCGGCCAAAGCGCCACUUGUAUUCUUACUCUAGAAGCUAUUGCAGAGAAUCCUUUGCAACUGUUUCGUUUUGAAAUAGAAAUUCAGGACAUUAAUGACAAUUCUCCGGUUUUUCAAAAUAAGGAAAGCACGUUAAAUAUCGCUGAGUCAACUGUGCCUGGUGCACGAUUUCGUUUAGAAUCAGCCCAGGAUCCUGAUGUGGGAUCAAAUUCACUGCGCACUUACACACUGAGCAAAAAUGAGCAUUUUGCACUAGAUGUGAAAAUAGCUAAAGAUGGAUCUCGUGUGCCAGAGCUUGUAUUAGAAAAAUCUUUGGACAGAGAAAAACAGUCAAUAGUCAGUCUCACGCUGACUGCUUUAGAUGGCGGAAAGCCUGCAAGAUCUGGCACAACAAAAAUCUCCGUUCGUGUACUUGACACAAAUGAUAAUGCUCCAGUUUUUGAAAAACCUCAAUAUGACGAGCAAAUCACAGAAAACACGGCCCCAGGAGUGGUUGUGCUUACUGUAAGAGCUAUAGAUCUAGAUGAAGGCGCAAACAAAGAAAUGAGCUAUUCGUUUGGUCCUCACACCCCAGACACGCUAAGCAGUUUGUUUUCUGUGGAUCCAGCUACUGGUGAGCUUAAGGUAAAAAAUAAAAUAGAUUACGAGACCGACAGGUCCUUUGAUUUUGAUAUUGUAGCCAGAGACAAAGGCAAUCCCCCAAUGGAGGGUGUGUGUAGUGUCCAUUUGGAUAUAUUAGAUAUGAACGAUAACGCACCAGAGAUCAUAUUGAAAUCCUCACCCAGUCCUGUCCGGGAAGACGCUCCUGGUGGCACUGUAGUAGCUUUGAUAAGCGCCAAAGACUUAGACAAAGGUGAUAAUGGUCAGGUUACCUUGACUUUAUUACCUGGAACGCCAUUUUCUUUAAAAACAUCUUUAUCAAAUCAUUACACCUUAAUCACAGAUCAGAAAUUGGACAGAGAAGCGCACGCUGCGUAUACUGUUGUGAUUGUUGCUGCUGAUUCAGGAUCACCACAGCUCACGUCUAAGCAAGAAAUACUCGUAAAUGUUUUAGAUGUAAACGAUAACGCACCUGUUUUUACGCAGCCAUCUUAUGUUGUCCACGUUAAAGAAAACAGCGCUGCUGGAUCAAUACUGUGUUCGGUGUCGGCUUCUGAUCCAGAUCAGGGAGAAAAUGCUAAAAUUUCUUAUUCUAUUUUAGACUCCAGAGUACUCGACGCGCCACUGUCAUCUUAUAUCUAUAUUAAUUCAGACAAUGGGAGCAUUUUUAGCAUGCACUCAUUUGAUCACGAAAAGAUGAAAGUGUUUCAGCUCCAAGUCCAAGCGAAAGAUCACGGCUCUCCGUCUCUGAGCAGCAACGCCACGGUUCAUGUUUUUAUCGUGGACCAGAACGACAACGCCCCCGCUGUCAUUUACCCCUCCGCACUCAUGGGCUCUGUGUCUCAUCAGAGGAUGCCCCGCUCCGCUAAAGCAGGACACCUCGUUACUAAAGUCACAGCAGUGGACGCUGACUCGGGCCAUAACGCCUGGAUUUCCUAUCGGCUAGCGGAGGCCACGGACGCGUCUCUCUUCACUGUCACUUUACACACAGGAGAGGUGAGGACUAAGCGCUCUGUUGUAGAGCAGGAUGACUCCUCUCAGAGACUGCUCAUAGAGAUAAAGGACAACGGAGAACCGGUGCAGUCCACCACAGUCACUGUGGAUAUACUGAUAGAGGACGGCUUUCAUGAACCAGUCUCAGACUUUAGACACAAAAACACAGAACCUGAUAAGAAAAGUAGCAAAAUCACAUUAUAUCUCAUCAUUUCUCUCGCCUCCGUCUCACUGCUGUGUUUGGUGACAUUUUUGGUCUUAUUGGUAAAAUGUGCUCGAAGCAGUAGAGGCAGCUCGAGUUGCUGUAUCAGACGGAGCGAUUGUGAAUAUAAAAACCCCAACAGAAACCUGCAGAUCCAGCUCAACACUGACGGACCCAUUAAAUAUGUGGAGGUGCUGGGAGGAGACAUGAUGUCUCAGAGUCAGUCCUUCGGCUCCUAUCUCUCUCCAAUGUCCGAAUUCAGUGAUUUCACCCUCGUUAAGCCCAGCAGCACCACAGACUUUACAAACACUCUGAGCGUGCUCGAUGCGUCACUUCCGGACAGCACGUGGACGUUUGAGAGUCAGCAGGUGAGAGUGUGAUCUGUUGA
This is a messenger RNA of Pangasianodon hypophthalmus (striped catfish), 4128 nucleotides long. Its product is annotated as protocadherin gamma-C5. NCBI's taxonomy places the organism in Eukaryota, Metazoa, Chordata, Actinopteri, Siluriformes, Pangasiidae. Bases 1661 to 4120 code for a protein of 819 amino acids. The record is from RefSeq and is a predicted model, not a curated record. Gene Ontology annotation, biological process: homophilic cell-cell adhesion. The transcript has a single exon. Gene Ontology annotation, cellular component: plasma membrane. Gene Ontology annotation, molecular function: calcium ion binding.